CGUGAAGCGUCAACACAUCCUCAUCCAAACUGCGAUUGCCAACCUGAAUCUGCUUUCUACCUAAGCAUCAAUCAUUUAUACUGCAUUCCAGACUUUUAUCUUUUGCUUAUAACCUUUUUUUGCUCGCCUUUCCUCGAAUGAGCAUGUCUCGAAGGACCUCCGCCAUGCCCGCGAGCUCGUCUACAAACAGCGGUGGCUCAACGAUCGCUGAUGGAGGCCAGGAAAAGCAGAAGAUGCUUUUGGGCUCGGAUGCUGGUCACUUCAGUAUGGUCAAGGCCCUACAUCUGGCGGAUCUCGUAACUGAACUCAAUGGAUUCUGCGGAGUAAUGUCCGUCUUUUCAUCUCUGCGCUACUGCCUUGGUGAUCCCCAUGACCAUGGCGCCAUCUGGGCCGCUCUCGGGUUUAUGCCUUUCGGCCUCUUUUUCGAUUUCAUGGACGGGAGGAUUGCAAGAUGGAGGAAGAAGUCGUCGCUCAUGGGGCAAGAAUUGGAUUCCCUGGCAGACCUUAUUUCCUUCGGUAUGGCCCCCGCGGCAGCUGCGUUCGCACUUGGAAUCCGAACCACUCUCGAUCACCUAUUCCUUACAUUCUUCGUACUCUGCGGCUUAACGCGUCUCGCUCGUUUCAAUGUGACCGCCGCGGUCCUUCCUAAAGACAAGACCGGCAAGUCGAAAUACUUCGAGGGUACACCGAUUCCUACCACAUUGGGUAUUGUUGGAUUGAUGGCAUACUGGGUAUCGCAAGAAUGGAUUUUGGAAGAUAUCCCGCUGGGUCUUGCUGCCCAGGGCACGCUAUUCGAGUUCCACCCCAUCGUUCUGCUCUUUGUACUGCACGGGUGCCUCAUGGUCAGCAAGACCCUGCGUAUCCCGAAGCCGUAAACAGAUAAAGAAUUUCAUGAAACACGUUGCUAACUAGAUAUGUAUCAUGAGAAUACCUAUAUACGAUUGGGUGGGAGCGCAACAAGAGAAAUACAAAUCACUCCUUGGAGAUAACGUGGCCGAAAACGAAUGGCAUGACCUGCACGAACGGGGCUCCUUUGGACUAAGCGGUUGACUCGUUGCGUCGUGUAUGUUUAUACCUAAAAGAAAAGGAGAGGGGGGAAAAAGACAUUAUUAUUAUAGGUGCCUAGGUAGUUAACAGAUCCAAGGCAUGCUCAGUUUCUCAUGGACACGAGUAGAUAUCAUUAUUCAAACCAAAUAACUUUCUAAUGUUUAUAUCAAUGAAAUACCUACAUAUGGCGCGC
Messenger RNA from Aspergillus versicolor CBS 583.65, 1240 nucleotides. RefSeq names its product CDP-diacylglycerol-serine O-phosphatidyltransferase. The transcript has 6 exons. Gene Ontology annotation, cellular component: membrane. Gene Ontology annotation, biological process: phospholipid biosynthetic process. Gene Ontology annotation, molecular function: phosphotransferase activity, for other substituted phosphate groups. NCBI's taxonomy places the organism in Eukaryota, Fungi, Ascomycota, Eurotiomycetes, Eurotiales, Aspergillaceae. The coding region runs from base 165 to 875 and encodes 236 amino acids. The record is from RefSeq and is a predicted model, not a curated record.